CACUCGUUGGAGCGUUAAGUGAUCGACUCAAGAGCCGACUCGAACCGUCCAGAUGGCUCCUCACAAGAUUCCCUGGUGCACGCUAAUCCUCGCGCUGGGCCUCACCGACGCGCUCCCGCGCCGCGACCCAUCAGGAUCUUUCGAAGAGGCCACAUCUCUCGGGGAAUCCCCUGGAUUCAGAUUCGGUGAUGAGUACUUCACCCCGGAGGCGACCCACCACGCCCCGGAGAAGCAUCAAAAGCCAGAGGGCUGCGAUAAGGUCGUGAGGGACAGUAUGGUCUGCAUGGUCUGCAAGGACCCGGAGACCUCCGCCAAGUACGAGCAGUGCUCCUACGUGCCUCACCAAUCUGAAAAGUCGUUCAGCCACAAAUCGAGUGGAAAUACUCCGAGGGACUACGAGAGCUCCCAGUCGUCCCCCCGGGUCGUCCCGUCUUCGCGGAAAGAGAGUCUCGAGAAGAGCGAAGGGAGCGAAGAGGCGGAGGCGUCAAGCCCCUACACCUCCGGCUUCUACAGUUCUAAGGAUGACAGCGAAGAGGCUUCAUCCAAGAGCCCCUCACUGAGCUUCGACGACGCCUCCGACGAAUAUGUCUCGAAAUCGGAGAGACUUUCGGAGAAAACGCCCAAGUCCAAGUGCCGAGAAGAGAAGAGAGACGACGGAAUGACGUGUCAAGUCUGCAAGGAUCCUGACACUGGGGGAAAUUUCGAGAAAUGCGCUUAUUCGUAUGAACCCAAUGACAAGACUUACUCCUACAGCAGAUCCAAGAAGUUCGAGACCCCGAGGAAGUCCAGGUCAAAGGAGAAGAAGGGAAAGACACCGAAGAAGGCCAUCAGGAGGAUUGAUGGGAGGGAGGACUCUGAGGACAGAAGCCCCGGGGAGAGCCAAGUGAGCGAGAGGAAAAUUGACGACAAGUGUCGGGAGGUCGUCAAGGACUCGAUGACCUGCACUGUGUGCACCGAUCCCAAGACUGGGAGGAAUUCGGAGCAGUGCUCCUAUUCUUAUGAUCCUGCCGAUAAACUUUUUACGUACAGUCAGUCGAGGUCGUUCGGGUCCAAGAAGGAUCCUGAGAAAGACGAGAAAUCGAAGGAGUCUGAGGAUUGA
This is a messenger RNA of Diachasma alloeum, 1099 nucleotides long. RefSeq lists its product as uncharacterized. The record is from RefSeq and is a predicted model, not a curated record. The transcript has 2 exons. Bases 53 to 1099 code for a protein of 348 amino acids. NCBI's taxonomy places the organism in Eukaryota, Metazoa, Arthropoda, Insecta, Hymenoptera, Braconidae.